UGUGCGUGAAUGUUUGGAAUUGGCAAAUAGUUGUGAGGUGGAAAAGCUUGUUGCUUCGUUUGGAAUUGGGAAAGUAGAAAGUCGUCCAGGAAGGACAUCGUUGGAAAACGGGAAAACACACACACACUCACACAUUCCUUUGGAAAACGUUCAUUCAGACCGUUAGUCGUUACUUUAUAAUAUUCAGUUAUACAAAAUGGACCGUUGUGAGCAGCACGUACAAGCGAUCCCUCUGCAGCGCCUUAAUACACGUGAAGAACACCAAAGGCGGCAACAUUUGCGGCAUGUAUUCGAAAAGUACGACGCGGAUUCCGAUGGAUAUCUCAAUAUAGUUGAGAUGAAACACCUAAUACACGAAAAAAAGUGUGCCGAUAUGCCUAAAGAUUUGGCGUUGCAUCUGCUUAAGUUGUCGGAUACAAACAACGAUGGCCGGUUGGAUUUCGAAGAAUUUUACAAACUCAGUCUCGAGCAUCCGUACUUUUUGUGUGAAAUGUAUAUUAAAUAUUGUAAAGCAGUGGUGCCUAAACGUAACGAUGCUGAAGAAGGAGAUGUAUUAGAUGGCGAAUAUGAGCAAAGCAUGAAACUUUGGCCUCCACCACUGAUGAUGAUAAUUUUUUCGAUUAUGGAAAUAAUUUUCUUCGUCAUCGAUAUUGUGAAAACGCAGGAUCAAAAUGGUACAAGCACUAGCGGCCCGAUGGCGACUUUGUUUAUCUACAAUCCACACCUCAGGCACGAGGUGUGGCGGUUCCUGACGUAUAUGUUUGUACAUAUCGGAUUCAUGCAUCUCAUUAUGAAUCUGCUGGUGCAAAUCUUUCUUGGAGUUGCACUAGAACUGGUACACUGCUGGUGGCGUGUGGCGCUGGUGUAUCUGGCUGGUGUUGUCGCCGGGUCCAUGGGUACCUCACUGUUCACUCCGCGCGUAUUCCUUGCUGGUGCUUCCGGCGGAGUUUACGCACUCAUCACAGCUCAUAUUGCGACUAUUAUCAUGAAUUGGAAGCAAAUGGAGUACGCUAUCGUCCAGCUGUUUGUGUUUUUAGUCUUUUGCGUGACCGAUUUAGGUGUUUCAAUAUACAACAGUAUUAACGAUCCCUUCGAUAAAGUGGGCUAUAUUGCCCAUGCAAGUGGUGCCUUGGCGGGAUUUCUGGUCGGAAUAGGUGUGCUGCGGAAUCUUAAAGUCGAGUCCUGGGAGCGAAAGUUGUGGUGGUGUGCGGUGUCAAUUUAUUUCGUGAUAAUGAUCGCUGGUAUAAUGUACCACUUUUUAGAUCCUUCCCAUUUUUACUAGGCCUCUAGUAUUGCAACCGCACAUUCAUAUGCUCAAAACUACAAGCGAACACUGUCGGCGCGUGCUGACAGGAAAAUCCUACUAUAAGUAUUGUACAUAGUGCAAGCACUGUUAACGAUUUUACUAUGGUGCCUUUACAGCUCAGCCUUAGUGCCUUUUACGCCAAACCAUCGAUCAUUUCCAACUUGAAAGGUAAUCGUGCCUUUAUAUUUUUAUUAUUCGUGCAUGGAGCUUUUGGCUUGCGGAGUUUACAUGUGAGCUGCUUUCAAGCAAAACGAUUCAUGUUGCGUGUACUUAUUGCUAUAGUAUUAUGAAGGAGAAUAAAACUUGUUCACACAA
Anopheles arabiensis is the source of this 1621-nucleotide messenger RNA. It is a transcript of the gene rho-4, whose product is annotated as protein rhomboid. Bases 197 to 1282 code for a protein of 361 amino acids. Gene Ontology annotation, molecular function: calcium ion binding; serine-type endopeptidase activity. The transcript has 6 exons. Gene Ontology annotation, cellular component: membrane. The record is from RefSeq and is a predicted model, not a curated record. NCBI's taxonomy places the organism in Eukaryota, Metazoa, Arthropoda, Insecta, Diptera, Culicidae.